CUGUAAUAUAUAUGCAUGUGUAUAGAGUGGAGAUGCAUGCCCAUGCCCCCCAUUAGCGACAUUGUCGAGGCGCGCUUCCGUUUAAAUCAAUUGAAAUAUAAUGGAGGGCGGUCUUGAAUUAUGCCGCGAACACAAGCACAACAGACAGUGGAAGCUGUGGAAUUGCACGACCGGGAGAAUACCCCCUAAAGGCGAGAUCGCACACAGCUAAAUGUAAUUGAUUGAUUGAUUCAUCCUCCUUUGUACAUAUGAUUCCCAAUCUAUUCCCAAUUCAAUUAAAGAUUUGUGAAUAAAUCACAUGAUGCUUGUUACAUCUGUUGUCAGUCAACCGCCAAGCCUGAAGUGAAUAUGCCCUGCUGAUACAUUUCAUGGGCACACAGAGCACAUCCGUCGUGCCAGCAUCUUGGGAGUCAUCUCAACAGUCGCGAAUCUUCAUUGCCGUCGAGAUGUCCAGUGUGUGGAUGCUGCUGGUGCUGGUGCUGCUGCACUUGUCCACCGAUCUCGUCUCAGCUUCGUCCGCAACAACUGCUCCAGCGACAGACACACGACCCAAUGUGGUGAUGGUCAUCUUCGAUGAUCUGCGCCCUGUGCUGGGUGCCUAUGGCGAUACACUGGCCAGCACACCGCAUCUGGAUGCCUUUGCCCAGGGCGGACAUGUGUUUACGCGUGCCUACAGUCAGCAAGCUCUGUGCGCGCCCAGUCGCAAUUCCCUGCUCACUGGCCGCCGUCCGGACACACUGCAUCUGUACGAUUUCUACAGCUAUUGGCGCACCUUUGUGGGCAACUUUACGACGCUGCCGCAGUACUUCAAGGAGCAUGGCUACCACACCUACAGCUGCGGCAAGGUCUUCCAUCCGGGCCUGUCCUCGAACAACAGCGAUGACUAUCCAUUGAGCUGGUCCGCGCCAGCGUUCCGUCCACGCACCGAGCAAUACAUGAACUCGCCCGUCUGUCCCGAUCGCGAGGGUGUGCUCCGCAAGAAUCUCAUCUGUCCGGUGCACCUCCAGACGCAGCCCUACAAAACCCUCCCGGAUAUUGAGUCUGUGACGGAGGCUCUGCGCUUUGUGGAGUCGCGAAAGAGCAGCAGCAGCAGCAGCAGCAGCAGCAGCAGCAUUCCCUUCUUUUUGGCGCUCGGCUUUCACAAGCCGCACAUCAAUUUCCGCUUCCCGCGGCAGUUCCUCCAGCGGUUUCCACUCCAGAAGUUCUUCAACUACACGGAGGACAGCCUCAAGCCACCGAACAUGCCCGCCGUCGCCUGGAAUCCCUACACAGAUGUGAGAGCGAGGGACGACUUCAAGCACUCGAACAUCUCCUUCCCCUAUGGACCCAUUUCCAGGCAACAGGCGGCGCAGAUCCGUCAGGCCUAUUACGCCUCGGUGGCCUAUGUGGAUGAUCUGUUCGGGAAGCUGCUCGCCGGCCUGGAUCUGCAGCGGACGGUGGUGCUGGUGCUGGGCGAUCACGGCUGGUCGCUGGGGGAGCAUGCCGAGUGGGCCAAAUAUAGCAACUUUGAGGUGGCUUUGCGCGUGCCGCUGAUCAUCCGCUCGCCAGAGUUUCCCGUUACCCAAGCCAAGAGCCACAGAGCCAUCACGGAGCUGCUGGAUGUCUUUCCCACGCUGGUCGAUCUGGCGGGGCUGCCAGCGCUGCCCGUUUGCACAGAUGCCACAGCUGUGACCUGCGGCGAGGGCAAGAGCUUGUAUCCGCAGCUGCAGGGCUUAGGCUUGGAUUUGGUGGACGAGCACGUGGCCUUGAGCCAGUAUCCCCGUCCUGGCAUGCUGCCCACAAAGCAUCCAAAUAGCGACAAGCCCAAGCUGAGGAACAUCAAGAUAAUGGGCUACAGCCUGCGCACGGAUCUCCACAGGUAUACGCUGUGGGUGCGCUUCCAUGCCCAGAAUUUCAGUCGUGAUUGGCAUGAUAUCUAUGGCGAGGAGUUGUAUGAUCAUCGUCUGGAUGCGGCCGAGGAGCUGAAUCUGGUGCCAAUGCCCGAAUUCGAUGAUGUGCGACAGCGUCUACGGCGACGUUUGAUGGCGGCAGUGGAGCUCUCUCGCUCUUCUCAUCAUUUUGAAUAAAUUCAUAAGCUUUA
Drosophila obscura is the source of this 2080-nucleotide messenger RNA. RefSeq names its product iduronate 2-sulfatase (gene Ids). Gene Ontology annotation, molecular function: iduronate-2-sulfatase activity. The record is from RefSeq and is a predicted model, not a curated record. Lineage: Eukaryota; Metazoa; Arthropoda; Insecta; Diptera; Drosophilidae. The coding region runs from base 369 to 2066 and encodes 565 amino acids. The transcript is spliced from 4 exons.